Messenger RNA from Coffea arabica (coffee), 1308 nucleotides. NCBI's taxonomy places the organism in Eukaryota, Viridiplantae, Streptophyta, Magnoliopsida, Gentianales, Rubiaceae. The record is from RefSeq and is a predicted model, not a curated record.
AUGGAGGCACUGAUGGUAGACAGCCUGAUGAAGGUGGCAGUAGAAGCCCCUGCUGCUUCGAUGGCUACGGUGGCAGCGGGAGUUGAGAUGACGGACAGCAGUGACGGCGGAUGCAGGUUAGUGGCGGCUUGGGCUGAUAGCAUGAGGAAGAGUCUGGGCAGGCAGCAGAUGGAGUUGAGUGAAGAUGAUGAUACAGGUGUUCGAAAAGAAUUAAAGAAGCUAACAAUCAGCAAUCAAGGCAUAGCUUCAUCAAAAAAUAAUUCAAAGGAAGAUGACAAUCAAGGCAGUCCUGCCAGAGAAGACAAUGACAGUGACACUGGAAUUCCUAAUGAUCUUCCAAGAGCCUGGAAAUUCGUCCAAAAUCAUCCCAAGGAACUUAUUAUUAGGGAUCCAUCUGAAAAUGUCAGAACACAUUCUUCCUCUAGACAAUUAAUAGACAACUUUGCAUUGGUCUCACAUUUUGAGCCCAAAAAUGUUGUUAAUGCAUUGAAAGAUGAGAACUGGAUUUUAGCCAUGGAAGAGGAGUUAAAUCAAUUUGAAAGAAACAAAGUUUGGACAUUAGUAGUUAGACCACAGGACCAUCCUAUCAUUGGCACAAAAAUCAGAGGAGGAUCUACUAGUGCUGGACGGUCUUUUAAACUUAGAGAUGAGGACAUUGAAAUUGUGGAACCGUCUACCAAUGCACCUAAAAAGAAGAUUGUGACCCGCGGUGGUAAGGUGAAGCAAACUGCCCAAAGAAAAUGGAUUUCUCCAACUACUGAACCAUCUGAUAAGCAGAUAGAAGAGCAUAACUCUGAAGGAAACACAGUUGGUGGAAACAAGGAACCAGAACGGGCUACCCAGGAUGAUGAAACUGUCACAAGGUCAUUUGGUAAAAGAAAAAGAACUGCAAAAAGGAAGAGCACUCCCCAAUCCAAGAAAAAGCAAUCUGCUGAUCCCUCUGAUGAUCAGAAGAAUGAAGGAAAUAUUGCUGAGAAUCAGCAAACACCUGAACCCUCCAUCAGGAAAUCUUCAAGGACAAGGACUGAGGCUCAAAAUGUUGGGUCAUCUGCCACACAAACCUCGAAAAGGAAACAUUCUGGGAAGGAUCCAGUAUCACAACCCAAAGAGCCAAGACCUGAGCCCAUAGGGCCAACUACUGGUACUGAGGCCACACCAGCUUCCAGCUCUCUGUCCAAGGAUAAAGGCAAGGCUCCAGCUACUGAGGAGACAUAUGAAGAAGGCGAUGAAGAAACUGAGGAAGAAGUGGCUCCUGAACAGUUUCGUCUGGCCAGGAGGAAGCCUGGAUCAUCUAAAAUCACUAUCUAG